Molecule: messenger RNA, 342 nt
Organism: Caenorhabditis remanei
Lineage: Eukaryota; Metazoa; Nematoda; Chromadorea; Rhabditida; Rhabditidae
Exons: 4
Coding region: 1-342 (113 amino acids)
Source: RefSeq, a predicted model, not a curated record
AUGCCAUUCUUCAACUCAUCGCCAUCGAUCAUCGGAGCUGAAAUAGAAAUAGCAAAUGAGAUUGACACCUUCUCAGAAGUCGGAUACUUGUAUGAUGGGCUCUACGAAGGGCUGACUUCUGAGAUGGUCAAGAAAGACAGAAAAAGAGAAAAAGCCAGGAAAAUUGGAAUUAGAGCGAUCGCCGGUAGUUCCGAAGAAGAGGAAACCCAGGAAGAGAUUGAGCGAGAUUCGGAGUUCAUUGACGUUGUAGGGACAUCACAAGACAAUGCGAUGAUGCAAGUUGAAGAGAGGACUGACGAAGAACAGGUUAUGAUUUUCUCGAACUUUAAAAAGACGAACUGA